UUUUUUCAGGAUGAAAUUCUUAGUUUGGUUUCCAUGAAAGGGAACUGGCUGACUGUUCAGCGUCUGUUGGACACCUUGAAGAAAAGACAAGGUUGGGUGCCCCAGCUCAUUAAUGCACUUGAGAAGGAAAAGUCUGAGCUGGCAGAUGAUCUUAGAAGAACAUAUGAACAAUUUCAAAAUCCCUCCUCUUCUCCAAGAUGUUCAUCACAUGUCCAACCAAGUCUGAAUUCUGUUUCUUCUAACAGUUCACAUCAUCUUGUUCCUUCUGCUCAUCCUCCUUAUGCUGCACCCCCUCCUUCAGUUGCUGCAUCCUAUCCUGUAUCACAUCUCCCUCCCAGUGCUUUACAAUCCUCAGAACUUCAGCCUAGCCCUCCACCCAGCUACAUUUCUCUGCAGUGUAUGCCCUCAGCCUCCAGGCAUCCCCAAGACAACAUGCCCAUUAAUCCUGUAUGCCUGGACUCCCCAAGGCUGCCUCAGAAUAAUGAAUCUAAUUCACAGCUUCUGCCAUCUGCUUCAGUACUAACAGAGAAUCCCACUGUAAUUGUACCUUCUCAGUCAGAUAUACCAUCUGCUUCAGUUCCAACAGAGAAUCCCACCACAACUGUCGGACCUUCUCAGUCACAUGUACCAUCUGCUUCAGUUCCAACAGAGAAUCCCACUACAACUCUAAUACCUUCUCAGUCACAUGUACCAUCUGCUUCAGUUCCAACAGAGAAUCCCACUACAACUCUAAUACCUUCUCAGUCACAUGUACCAUCUGCUUCAGUUCCAACAGAGAAUCCCACCACCACUCUAGCACCUUCCCAGUCAUGUCAUAGUAAUUUGAUUGGAAGUAGCACUACAUCACCAAACUUGCCUGUUAGUUCUCUUUCUGUGGCUUUUUCUCCAGCUGUACUGAAAGUCAAUAACAGUAGCACACAGACAUCUUUUACAGCUGCUGCAGCUCAUGUUCCAGAUACAGUUCUACAUGCAUCUGAGCCAUCCUCAAGAUUUUCAUCUGUUUUUCAACAAGCUUCCAUGUCUGAAGGAUCAUCCCAUGUAGAAAAUGGUGGCAUGAAUUCAUACUUGAAGGCACCUGUGCAAGAGACUGUUACUUCAAAUCCUGAGCCUACUUUUUCUAAAGAAAGAAAGGACACUAGAGCAGAAGGAAUGAAUUUAUACGAGAAGGCACCUAUCCAGGAGAAUGUUAUUUCAAAUCCUGACCAUAGUUUUCCAGUUGAAAGAAGAAAUACUGGAGCAAAAACAAAGCAAGAGAAUACUGAUACACAGCUUCAUGCAGUCCAACAAAAUCAGGGACCUUCUGGACAAGGAGGGCAAGAACCAGUGCGUAAAAAGCAAACAGUGGCAAAUCCCUUUCAAACCGCAGCAGUAAAUCCUUCAUCCAGUGAGCAGUCUAGAGAAAUACCAGAUUCUACUCAAGCAAAUAACAUACCCUAUGAAGAUUUUAGCAAACCAGGAAUAUUAAUGUCAACUCCAAGUGAAAUUGCUACUGUGAGUCACUGUGAUGUUGAUCAGACAAGGGAAGGCUACUCAGGAAAUUCUGACAACCUGCAAAUAAGUUCAAGCCAGAGUGAAUCUGACAUAGAAAGAGACCUUGAGGUUGACCCACUACAGAUCAGCACCUCCAGCAAUGAUGGUACAACUUGUCGAGUACCAGAAGAAGAUGACUACAUGUGUGCUGAACAAGUUUCUAAGCCAGCUGUCCAAGGUGUAAAUAAUACAACUGAAUUGGUUGAAGAAUCUUUGGCAUUAUGGGGUAAUGGCAACACGGGUGUAUUAAAUAACUUGGGUAAUAUAAGUAAUCCACUUCUUUUACAACAGCAGGUUGAUGCAUCAGAAAAUGUCACACAGCUGGGUAACGUAAAUAGAUCAGGAAGCCACAGACAGCUGGAUAUAGACCACCAUCACUACAGUAACACAGGGGAUUAUAGAGCUCAGCUUCCUGUUUCAGGAAACAGUAGUAGUAGAGAUUCUGUUUUUGGGUCUAAGUUGACGCAAAGCAAUAAUCCACAUCAGAUGCCAGCAGAGUACUCUGAUGUAGAAACAUAUUCAAUUCAUUUUGCACAGCUUCCUGAUGUUUCCCUGCAGGCAGGCAAUGAGAGGUUAAACAGUACAGAUACAGACAGUUAUUUAGAUAGAAGCAGUUUCCCUAGGGAAGCUGCCCCAUCUGAGUCAGGAAAUUGUUUAUACCCCAAAGAUCAUGCAUCCUCACUGUCUUCAGAAACUUCUUGUCGGCCAGAAGAUGACACUGAAAGCAGAAGCAAAGCAGAACCACUACCCAUUAACAUACGUGUUUUCAGUGUCAUUGCAGUAGUUGCAGUAUCGGCUUUCUUAGUGUGGAGAUAUAUACGUAAAUAGGAAGCAAGGGCUUAAAACUUAAAAACAGAUAUUUUACUUGUACACAUCUUACUGCUGGUGUUUAAGCAUGUGCUUUAUGCCGGUUUGUUGAAAAACAUUGUAGAAUCCAGAGAUACUUAAAUAUAUGUUGUGUCAUCCAGAAAUGCAAAUAUGUAUUUUACUUGAUUCAUUUUAUUUUACAGAAUGGUACUAUCUAGUGUGACAUGGCAGGUAUUUUCUUAGCUUUGGUAGGGGUUUUGGCAGGCUACAAGCUUAUUAAAUAUGCAGGCAUUAGAGCAAUUAUGUCAUUCAUUUGUUUUUCUUCAUAUUGGUCCUAACUCUAAAAAAAAUAACUUAGUACAAUCUUUAAUUCAUGAAUUCACUUUUAUAGCAAGAUGAACUACUGAAUCAGAGCAGAAUUUAGAUAACCAAACCAAAGUGCACAGCAAAACAUUUUGUGACUGGAUGUAGUAGAACAGCAGUGCUUCUCUUAGUGCAGAGAAGGUUGCAGACAACUGUAAGCAUAGUUGAGAUAGCCAUUCAAACCUUCUAUAUUAACAGUUGUAUUUCGUAUUUCACAAUGUGUUUCAGUAGGUGAUGUGGGAACUAUAACUGCCCAUAGAUAUGUGUGUGUGCAUGUGUGAUGCAGAAGAAAAGCCCGGCAAUUUACUUACAUUCCCUACUUGCAGAGUAAAUUGUGUGGAUGGCGUCAGCUGCUCAUGGGCUUACUGCAGGAAUAGGAUGUAACUUGACAGCAUUGAGUGGAUGAUGGAGCUAAGUCAUAGACUAAGUCAUAGGACAAGACGGCAUAUGUUUCCAGGUUUUCCCUUGAUUAUGUCAUGCCACCAAAGGUCUGAUGAUUUAUAUCCACAUUCUCUAUUUUUCAGAGUCCAGUAUGCACAAUGAAAAAUCUUUUGAUUGCAUGGAAUAGUGCCUUGUGGGAAAAAUUCUCAGAUGUGUCCGGGUUAAUAAUGUUGCCUGAUUUCUAUCUUGCUGUUGUUGCUGCAAAACUGAAAACUGUUUGUCAGUACUUCUGAAUAGAGGGAAAGGGCUUUAAGGCACCCUGCGUAAGGCAGGUUUGUUACGGCUUGUAUAGUUUUUGUAAGGAACCUCUGACAUUGCUCUAGGUGCUGCAUAUGUCUGGUCAGAUACAUACCAAAGGAAGUAUUGUACUCUAUGAUUUCUCUGAUAAAGGCAGUGUACAGUGGGAUAAUGACCUCUUUGGACCUUGGGAUAAUGACCUCUUUUGACCUAGAUGCCACGCUGGUACUUAUAAGUUGCACAGCAUAAAAGGAUUUCCUCACCACUGUGGUCAUAUGGUGGUUGAAGGUAAGGCUAUUGUCUAUGUGUGUACCUAGAACCCUGGCCACUAAGUUGACUCUUACAGAUGUAGUAUCAACAUGGUACUUAGCAGGGAAGGUUGCUUUCCCAAAGACUACAGUUAUGCAUUAUAUAUAUUACAUGGGUAAAAGGUGCUGAUUUAGUGUCUACCCGUAACCAACACUCUUGGGAACCAGGGUUAACUUGGCUAGGCUUGUAAGGGCCCUUGGGCCAUUAGCCUAGCAACCUCCUAUGAUCCUAUGUAUCUGUCAGGUUAUAUUUCCUGUAUACUUAUCUGAAUUUACUCCACCAAUCUUUGAUUGAAGCAACUUGUAAUGUAUUUCUAAUAACAAUAUAUAUAUAAACCAAUGGUACAUUUGUAUGAGUAAAGCUUAUUCCUGCAAUUGGUGCAAUUUUUGGUAAAGGCCUUUUAUUAGUCAAGUCUCCAAAAAGAAAAGAAAAAAAAGCUGAUCUGAUGUAGUCCAUUUUGUGGACAAAAGUAUUUACCAUGGCUGAAUAAAACUGAGUCUUUUCGGUGACAAAAUCGACCUGAUUUUUAUUUU
Protopterus annectens (West African lungfish) is the source of this 4220-nucleotide messenger RNA. Its product is annotated as zonadhesin-like. The coding region runs from base 34 to 2358 and encodes 774 amino acids. NCBI's taxonomy places the organism in Eukaryota, Metazoa, Chordata, Ceratodontiformes, Protopteridae. The transcript is spliced from 3 exons. The record is from RefSeq and is a predicted model, not a curated record.